AUGAGCGCUAUACGGAAAUACCCAGUAUGCGUUGGUCGUGAGCGUGGUAUGAAAAAGACCAAGAACGUACGGCCCAAAAAACCAUCAAAUCGUCGUGGGCGUAUCACCAAACAAGCCAAGUUUACACGCGAUUUGGUUCGUGAGAUCGUUGGCUUCGCACCAUUUGAAAAACGAAUAUUGGAGUUGCUCAAAAAUGACAGAGAAAAGCGGGCUCUGAAGUUCGCCAAAAAGCGGAUUGGAGGGACAAGACGUGCCAAGAAGAAGCGAGAGGAACUCUUAAAGGUUGUAAAAGCCAUGCGCACGAAGUAA
Opisthorchis viverrini is the source of this 309-nucleotide messenger RNA. RefSeq lists its product as hypothetical. The transcript is spliced from 2 exons. The record is from RefSeq and is a predicted model, not a curated record. Lineage: Eukaryota; Metazoa; Platyhelminthes; Trematoda; Opisthorchiida; Opisthorchiidae. Gene Ontology annotation, molecular function: structural constituent of ribosome. The coding region runs from base 1 to 309 and encodes 102 amino acids. Gene Ontology annotation, biological process: cytoplasmic translation. Gene Ontology annotation, cellular component: ribosome; cytosolic large ribosomal subunit.